Molecule: messenger RNA, 8412 nt
Organism: Plasmodium cynomolgi strain B
Lineage: Eukaryota; Apicomplexa; Aconoidasida; Haemosporida; Plasmodiidae
Product: formin 2
Exons: 2
Coding region: 1-8412 (2803 amino acids)
Source: RefSeq, a predicted model, not a curated record
AUGAAAAAUCACCUCGAAAGAAACGCAAAAGGAACAACAGAAAAGAAAGAUCAGAGGGGCAACGCAAAUGAAAAAGAGAAGGAGGAAGAAGAGAGACGAUAUGGAAUGAACGCAAUUUAUCACCAACCUGUUGGCGGAAUGGAGGCCAGGCGAAUCGACUCCUUUAGCAGGAUAAAAAGAGUUGCAAAGGAAACCCUUUGGAACAUUGAGAAUUUCCAAGAGGACGAUGAGAACGUGGUGUGCUUCAAAAACUUCGUCCAGAAGGACAUAUCGGAUGAUAACGUGAACGAAGGGGGCGACAUCAUGUUCGACCAUUUUGGAAAUGAAAAGAGAAGUGAGAGCAGACAGGACAUCAGAAGCCAGAGUGGAAGUCAAAGUGGAAGCCAGAGUGGAAGCCGGAACGGAAGCGGGAACGGAAGUGGGAACGGAAGCGAGAGUAUACGAGAGAGUAUGCGCGGGAGUAUACGCGAGAGUAUACGCGAGAGUAUGCGCGGGAGUAUGCGCGAGAGUAUGCGCGGGAGUAUGCGCGAGAGUAUGCGCGAAAAGGUGAUCACGCUCAACAACAAAGGCAGGAGCCGCAACCCUCCUCGAGACAGCAAGCACAAUCCAAUGACGGGACUGAAUUUAACGAACUACAUGCUGGUGCCAGACGAGAUCAGGCACAAGUACACAAAAACGUACUUGUUCCAAAUAUCAAAAAGAUUGCUAGUCAUGAAAAAACCGUGGAGAUUACCCAAGAAUGUAGAGCUACAAAUCAACAAUGUGUACCAUUUGUCCAAUUACAUAAAAGUGCUGGAGAGAAUUUCGAGUGAAUAUCUGAAUGACCCCCCUAUUAAUUAUUACUACAAAGGGUUAGAGCUGUACAACAAAAAUGUUUUUGCAAAUAUAGAUUACUUGUUAAAGAAGGUAGACAUAAAAAAGAAUCCCAAAAAUUUUCAAUACAGAAAUUUAAUUAAGGUAAAUGAGUGUUACUACGAUUUAAGCACCUUUGGAAAAUCUCCCAAUGCCAUGUUUUAUCAAUCGUAUGUCAUAUGGGAUGUUCAUGGAAGUAGCUUAACCCUAGAACAGGAAUAUGAAAAUUUUUUCGACUCACAAAUUAUGGAUUAUAGCUUUGGAGAAAAGGAGUACCCCAAUUUGAAAUACAUUUUAAGCAUCUGCAGCUCAAUCCUAUUUUGGCUAAACUUUAACAAAAAAGACAACUUUGCGAUUAUUAAUUACCAUAAAAUUAGCUCCUUCAUUUUGUUAAUUUUCUCUUGUGUCAUGCUAGUCAUAGAUAACACUUUAACCUUUUCCCAAAUUCAAGAAAUCCUCUACAAGUCGUCGAAAAUAAGUAACAGUGAUAAGGAGAAUGAAGAGGAUAACAUCAACACGAAUAUUACUUCAAACUAUUUUGGAAACAAAUAUGAGACUCUUUCAAACGGGGAAAAAUCGGAUGACACGUGUAACAUAACGACAAAUCUGCAAAGAGACAAAUAUGAGAGAAGUGGGCGCAAAUAUGACAAUGAGGAGGACACCGCCCUUCGCAGCAACAGUUAUAAGGAUAACUCCAUCGAGAAAAAUUCCUACACGAAGAAAAGAGAAAUCUCGGAUUCGGUGAAUAUCUACAAUUUUAGUAACUACAACAGCGAUGAUUACCCCACAUAUGACAACCAUUUUAACGGAGGUGAUAUGACUUUCGCCACGAACGAAUAUAAAUCACGUAACCACGUGAAUGAGUUUAACAAAAUGCAAUACCAUACAUUAAAUUUGAGCGGAAAAAGUGCAGAAUACGAUAAUGAGAUGGCAGGUUCACAGAACAGGAAGAAGACCAAAUUUUCAAACUCCUGGGGAUUUGAUCUAACAAACAGAGAAAAUUACAAAAGUAACAAUAAAGUAAAGGACCACCACUUUUGGAUUCCAUUUGAUUACUGGAAAUCUUCUCACAAAAGAUAUUUUUUUUACAUUUAUGAGUUAAUGAAAAAUAAAAAUAAAAAAGUGGAAAAUGUGCCCUUUAAGUUGAAGAGCAUUGUUUUUAGCGACUACGUCAUGUGCUCCGUUUCGGUCGAGGUGUAUGAGAUUAUUUACAAAGAUAAUCAGGAAUUUCACCUGGACGUUUUGUCCGAUUGUGACUGCGACACCGCUGGGGAGGAGGGGUCCACGGGCGAGGGUACAAGCGGAAGCGGCGAACCAAGUGUUGAGCAAGGUGGUAAACACGGUGGUAAACAAGGCGGUAAACAAGGCGGUAAACAAGGCGGUAAACAAGGCGGUAAACAAGGUGGUAAAGGAAGUGAAAACCAGAGUGGAAACCAACGUGAUGACCAAUACAGCAACCCUAGCGAAUGCACCGAGGUUGGUGAGUCGAAUGAGGACUACACGCAGAAUGAAGAAUCAAAGGGAGAAGGCCUCCGUGAAGAUGAAACCUUUUACAGGGACUCUUCCGUGGAGGGGAAGCUAAAACGAGGAAACCCAAAUGAACGCGAUUCGAAUGAUCCCUUGAAGGGAAGGGAUAGCAGUGAUUACUCCAACGAGAUGAUCCUCCCCCCAGCUAGCGUAAAAAACGGAAAUGGCAAUAUAUGUGGAGUAUAUAAACCCAUGGGUAGAAAAUCAAGCACGGAUAACAUUCCAUACGGAGAAAGUAGAUCCCCUAGCAGGUUAAAAGUACCAAAGGGUCAUCUCACCGCUGACAGCAUUUUUAUAGAUAGGAGCUAUGAACCAACUGCGUGCCUGAGAAAUAAAUUGAGGAGGACAUCUUCUUCUUAUAGAUUAAGGAACGGCUCAAAUGGGUGCAGUGACAGCUGCGAGGGGGAGUCAUUUAAUACAGUGAAUCAAUCAAAUCGGUCAAUUUCGCGGAAUCGAUCGAAUCUGUCCAACUCGGUCAAUUCGUCUAUUGGGCCAGACUAUGAACGAAGUCUGGAGGCCAAACCGGGGAAGGGAGAAGGAGGAUUCGCUGAGCACCUUCCGUUCGACCUCCGCAGAGGAAAUGGCCCCAUCACACACAAAAUAAGACAGCAUGAGGGGAAGUACUAUUCUCCCAGAUCACUCAGUUCAGUUUCGUCCAAACCAACAUCGGUAGAUCACGUGUACAGAUACAAAAAUGAGGGCAUUGCAGGCAGUAGAAAUAUUCAAAGGGAAAGGUCCAAAGGGAAGAAAACUACCAACGCGCAAGUGAACACAAAAGUGAAGAUAAAGACGAAGGAGAAAAUGAAGACGAAAUCGUGCACAUUUUUUCCACAAAAGAAGACGAAGAGAUCGGCCGAAUCGAAUGAACCGCUCUCGCCCGUGAUAAAGAAACACAGUUGUGAUGUGCCCAAAAUAGGAGAAGCGGAACAUAAGAAAGACACCAAAUGGAAGGAAAAAAAAAUUUACGAUUUUUUAAGGAAGAAUAGAAAAAAGAACCAGAAAAAAGGGGAAGAUAGAAAUAAAGGAGCAUCUUGUGCGAAAUCAGGAUAUGAAUACUUUUUAAAAUGUAACAACCUAAGUUACAACAUCGUGUCGUCGUACGAGAAGAACAAAAAAAAAUAUGUGACAAUCGAUUUCACACAUGACGCUGAAGGGAAUACCAAAGAACACAUCAUAUGUGGAGAUAUUCUCAUACUAAUUGGACACAAAAAUAUAGAAAAAUUUCAUAAAGGAUUUUCAAGUUCUUAUUCUUUCCAUACUGGUUUUUUAAAGAAGGCCUCAUCCGAAAUCCUUCACAUAAGGAAAGAAGACAUGGACAUUAACAGCAACUACGAAAGCUACAUUCCGGAUGGCAUGAAAUUGUCCAUCAUUUUGGACUCCGCUAAUAGAAAUGACUGUAUGAAAGCGUACAAAAGAAAUUUAAAGAGUCAUAACAAAAUGGAAGAUUUGAAAUCGUUGAGAAUUUUCGAAAAAAAUAAAUCCUUCGAGUCGAAUGAUUCGGAGCAUGUUGUGUAUGGUCUGCGAGCUAGUGGAACUACCAUUUCGGCCUCUGAUGUGGGAAGCUGCAAUGGGGAAGAGACAAGCGUCAGGGGAAAGGGCAGAAGGAGGACAAAGGGAGGGAGAGAAGAUGAUUCAGAUGAAGGAGAGGAGGAGGGAAAAACCAAAUGGAGGAAGGGAAGAAGCGGCCACAAUGUGAUGAAGUGCAGAAGGGAGGAAAUGGGAAAAGUAGACGACGAUGAGGAGGAUGAAGAAGAAGAAGAAGAAGAAGAAGAAGGAGAGGACGAUGAAGAGUGCAUAGAACAGCGAUGCGAACAUCGCAGUGAUAAGGAGGACGAGCCAAACGAGACCACCCAUCACAGGGGAGAAACAAAACGGACACCACAGCAACGUAGAGAACACGCGCGUUACUCACCACCAGAGCAGAGGGAACAGAGGAAUAAGUCAAACUUUAGCAAUAGCAAACAAAUGGAUUUCCAUUCGAAGAUAAAUUAUAGUGGCUACUCAAUUUUCAGCGAAAAGGAGCCCAAAAUAAAAUACAACGCUACGAACAUAACGCAACUGUUAACGUCCCUCUUCGGUUUUAAAAAUAGAGAAGACAAAUAUUCUUUAAUAAAACAAAACGUAUGUUCUUUGUUGUCCUCCAAAAGAUCGUUUUCAAAUUUAAUUUCCUUAAAGGAUUAUUUACAGAGACAAUAUGAAGUAAUUACCAACCCGACAGAGAGUAUGUACAAUUUUGUGAAGAAUCAUGUUUUGAAGGUAAACAUCCCUCUGGUACAUUAUUUAAAAAAAAUAACUCAUUUGUCGAAUUUGAAAAUUUAUUUUUCCCUAAAGUUGUGCAACAAUGAUUUGAGUAAGUCUCUCAAUUUUAUUGUCUCCAUAUGGGGAAUUAACAUCUUAAAAAAAAAAAGUUCCAUUAGAUACUCCUCAACUUUGAACGAGCUCCCAGAAUUUAGGGAAGAGUUUAAAAAAAUCGCCCCCCAUGGUGUAGGCAUAAAAACACCCACUGAGUUAGCAAAACAUGUAAAUCAUUUAGACAGCACAAAUGUCAGUUGUACACACGUGGACGUGUACGAAAAAUUGGAUGACAGUUCAAAUCUGUUUAAGGAGUACGAACAGGUAGCGGAAGAUGAGGAAGUUGAAGUGGUACUUUCGAAAGAAUCGUGUAGGAGAGUGAGCUCGCUCCAUCGCUUGGAGGAGACGUUCGAAUGGACGAGGGACCCUGGGAAGAUCGUGCACCUGAAGGAGCUGCAUCCCUACAGAGAAAUCGAGGCGGUGAGUUCGAUGAGUGGGGCAAAAAGGGAGAGAAAAAGGGAAGAAGCAAGUGAAGCAAAAAUUGAUACACAAAAUGAAGUUACACGCGGCGAACCAAAUGAAGCCCCAAGUCAGGCCAAACCCAAGGAACCCGCGACGCAUAGGAUGCAAAACGAGGGACGCUCCGAAGUGAUCACAAACAUAGACGGAAUAAAAAUUGCCAAGCUGGAAAUCAACAAGACAUACCACCAAAUAAGGGAAGAAACAAAUUUUGCAAAAUUGAAAGAGCAACCAGAUUUCAGAAAAAACGAAAAGGAAAAAGUCCAGGCACAUAAAGAAAAAACUAUAGAGGACAAUGAAAGUUUUCUGAAAAGCAUGGUGGAAAAAGACGAACCAUUAAAAGCGAUAGAACAGCCUAGCACAAAAAGUGAUAUAUUAAAAAAAAUAGAAGAAAGUAAUUAUUUUUACGCAAAAUUGCCCAGUGGAGAAUUGGUAAAAUUAAAAGUAAAGGACACGAACGAGUUAGGUACAUACGAAAAAAUGCCUCUUCUGCUCAUUGAACCUGUGGAUGAUUCAGGACAUUUUACACGUGCAAUGAGUGGCUUAAGUUUGAAGGAGGAAUCUCAUAAAAAUCAAAACGCCACCCUGGACAAGGCCACUAAUAAAGAUUGCCUAAUAAACGAUUUGGAAAAAAUGUAUGACCAAAUGAUUAUGAAAAAGAACAGCGUUGAGUCCACGUUGAGUAUCGAAAGUGAUAGGUCCACUAUGUCUAGGUAUUCCACGUCCCUCGUAGAGCCCCCCCUCGUUUCUAUCUCGAAGGGGGGGGUGCCCGCGGGGGAAAAAGUGGAGGUCAAAUUGGGUCAGAAAAUGGAGAUAAAAAUGGGAGAGAAAAUGGACCAAAAAAUUGACGCCAAAAUGGACCCAAGCGUGGUAGUGAACCCCCCCGAGCUAGCAGCCAAGGAACUGACCAAGCCACUGGCCAAGGAACUGGUCAAGCAACCGGCGAGCGAGGGUCAAACGAAGGCAAAGGCCGUGGAGGCGCUCCUCAAAAAAGCGAAGGAAAAAAGACCGCCGCCCCCGUUGCCACCCGCGCUACAGAAAAGACCCCCUUCGAAAGCGACGGCGGAGGGGAAAGAAUCAGGAGGGGACACAAAAAAAGAAAGUAGCGCCAAACCAGGGGUGCCCAAAAAAAUGGGGAAGAAAAUGCCAGGCCCUCCUCCUCCCCCACCCCCAUUUAUGUUAAGUAAAGGCAAAAUGGGAGAAAAAGCCAAAAUGGGAAUGAAAAAAUGCGCAAUGAAUUUUGCACCGAAAAAGUACGUGAAAAUCCAAGAAAAAAGACCCCUAGGAAUUAAACUACACUGGCAACUAUUACCAACACACAAAAUUGAAGGAACCGUUUUUAAUGAAAUAAAAAGUCAGGAAGCAAAGUAUAAUCUGAUCGACACAAAAGCUGUUCACAAAUUAUUCGCUCGAGUAAAAGGAGAAAAGAAAAUUGUAAAAAAAAUCACAGAAGAGAAGAAAAAAAGCAGCGAAGAAAAAUUAAUAACCGUUUUGGAUAGAACAAGAGCUCAGAACAUCGGAAUUUUGUUACGAUUUCCUAUGAGUACCCAAGAAAUUGUGCAGAAGAUAAGCGUAUUUGACCUUGAAAAUAUGAAUACAGAGUUUUUGCAAAAGGUAUUGCACAUUUUACCAACGAAGGAAGAAAGUGAUAGUAUUUUACAAAAACUGGAACAUGAAAAUGUGAAAGAAGAAAAUUUCAGAGAUGUUGAAAGGAAGCUAAUUCCAUUUGUUUAUAUGGACAAAUGUCAAUGUAAGGUAGAAAUUUGUUUAUUUUCACUAAAAUAUGAAAAAAUGAUGAAUGAAAUAAACAAAGAUUUGGAUACUUAUGACAAAGCUGUGAAGGAAGUACGAUCAAGCAUACGCUUGAGGUCUUUGCUGAAGGCCGUUCUCAAAUGGGGCAAUUAUGUCAACUAUGGUGUUAAUGACAAUGAAGAUUUAGUCGCCCUAGGGUUUACCUUAUCAUCAGUGUUGAAGCUAACAGAAUUUAAAUCGUCCAUAGAUAAUAGCAUCACCUCGUUGCACUAUAUCACUGUUAGUCUUUGUACCUAUUUACCAAAUUUAAAUAUGAACCUUCUAGAAAAUGACCUAAACUCCGUUUCAGUCGCGUCCAAAAUGUCGUCCGAAACGGUAGAUAUUCUGCUAGCUUCACUCGAUAAAGAAAUAAAUUACAUCAGAGAGCAGUUGAAAUGUACCUAUGAAGAUGUUUUUAAAGAAAAAAUGAAAAAUAUUUUACAAGACAGCGAAACGAAGUAUGCCAAUGCGCAAAAGAGAUACGAAGAAACGAAAAAAUCUGUGCAGCAGUUGGGUACCUACCUGGGGGAAGAUAUGUCAAAAAGUGCAAACCUCGAAAGCAUAUUUAUUAUAUUAUCCUCUAUUGUGGAUAAUUUUACCAAAUGUUACAAAGACAUCUUGGCCAAUCCCAAAAAGUUUUCCAUAAUGCUAAAUGAUGAAAAUUUACUAGAUGAAUAUUACACCUUUUUUGGAAAAAAAAAAAAUAAAAAUUUGCCCAGCUCUAAAAAUUAUACCCCAAUAAGUAAAGAAGCAGUAACGAAAGAACAAGGUGCAACAAAAGAGAGUGAGAAAGAAAAUGGGAAGAUAAAAAUUAAUAGAAUCCAAAGCUGCAUUGGUAUAGUCAGAAAAAAUGAUAACGCCAAGAGUUCCAUGUUUCAGCUGAGGACUAAAUUAAUGCAGGACAUACAGAAUAGGGCUUUCAUCAAAAGGGGGGACUCGGAUGUAGACAAAGUACAAUGUGAGCCAACGAUCCGUUUGUGCAACAAGAAAGAUACGCCUAUCACGAAUACCGGAUUGGGGAAAAAUAACGGUGGGGCAGAAAAUGCACAAGGUUUAAAUGAAAACGGGAAUGGCGUUGAUGCAAAGGGGGAAAAUGUGCCGCAUGGAUACGCCUUGGGGGGCGAAUUAAAAAGGAGGGAAAACUCGGCUAGAAGUGUAAAUGAGACAAGGUUAGGGCAAAAAAAAACCACUGGAAGUGUAAAGGAUGAGACAAGGUUAGGUGCGGAUAAUCCCCUCGGAAGUGUAAACAACGAGACGAGGUUAAGAGAGAGACUAAACUGUGAUGAAAAGGCAAAUGGAGAUAUAGCCACUGAGGUGAACCUGGAAGAGGGUCCAAAAAUCGAGAGCAAACCCAACGCAAGUACCAAAAUUGAGGACAAAAUAAACGAUGAGAUAGAUGGACUCGUGGGGGAAGACAAAAUGGUGGAAUAA